AUGAGCGCAAACCCCGGAAAUGUUCCCGAUGCCUGGGAGGAUUCGUGGGAAAACCAAGUCGAUACACUAGACUCAACGUCUACCCCGCCAGAGAAGAAAGUCUCGUCAAAGGUGACCAAGGCGCAACGCCGAGCGCAACAAGCAGAAUUCAAUCGCCAACUAUGGGCUGAAGCUGACACCCCCGAAACAUUCCACUUCGCCGAAGCCCGCGCGGAGGUACCUCUGAAGCAGGACUUCAAGCCGGCCGUCACACUACUCAGCAGGAAACCGCAGCUAGUAACGAGACAAAAUUCUUCAGGGGGAGUUCGACUUGCAGCAGCGGGACUCAAUCAACUUGGACUUGACGACGACGACUCAGACGACGAAAUCAAGCCGGCCGAGCCAACACCCGAAGAGCGCCACGCCAUCGCACUCAGGAACCGGGAAGAGAAACAGCGCAAGUACGAAGAAGUUCGUGAACGCCUGUUCGGUAGUUCUUCUGCUACUGUCUCUGGCAACUCAUCGCCGGGGAGUACGACCCCGCCUCGACAGAACCAUACCAGUGAGGGUAGAGGCAGGGGCAAGGGCCGUGGUGUUGGUGGCGGUAGCAGGGACCUGCGAGAGAAGAGAGACUCUUCAUCUGCGUCUAGCAAGUCAUCUAGGCAUCUCUACGACCCGUCUAGUCCUGGGAAAUCUAAUGCUCCGUUCUCUCGGGGAGGAGGCCGGCCGCAGGUUGAACGGUCUGGCUCUGAUACACCUCCGCAGCAACCCGUGCGCGCUCCUCGAGGCCCUGAUGCCAGUGGAAGAGGUGGAUUCAAAUUUGGCAAUAGAGGUUCUCGGACUGGUUAA
This is a messenger RNA of Penicillium nucicola, 828 nucleotides long. RefSeq lists its product as uncharacterized. The record is from RefSeq and is a predicted model, not a curated record. The transcript has 3 exons. The coding region runs from base 1 to 828 and encodes 275 amino acids. NCBI's taxonomy places the organism in Eukaryota, Fungi, Ascomycota, Eurotiomycetes, Eurotiales, Aspergillaceae.